Molecule: messenger RNA, 519 nt
Organism: Leptosia nina
Lineage: Eukaryota; Metazoa; Arthropoda; Insecta; Lepidoptera; Pieridae
Source: the annotation of a GenBank genome assembly
AUGGCUACCGUUGACCCGAAUGUACAAACCGCGGCCCCUUCUGCCCCAAAUGAUUUGCCACCACCUUAUUCGGCUGUGGUGGGUAAUCCUCCAUAUGGAUUUGUAGCUGCCGGCGGAGAUAGUUAUCCACCAAUGGGCUACCAGCCACCUAAAUCUUUUACUGCCCCUGGUGUAUAUCCUCAUCCUCCUAAUACUGUCACGAUUAAUCAACCCCACGCUGGAGAUAUGCCACCACAAGUUCCAGGGAUAUCUAUACCUGUAGGAGUGGUCUUGCCAGCUGCCGUUGGAUCAGAACCAACAACUGUGACAUGCUACAACUGUGGCAAAGUUGUCACUACUAGGGUGACUUAUACAACCGCCUGGCAUACCCAUUUGGUUGCUGGAUCAGUUUGUAUAAUUACCAUGGCUUGUUCCUUGUGCUGCCUGGGUCUGGUUCCAUAUUGUUUUGAUACAUUCAAAGAUGCUGAACACUACUGUCCAAAUUGCAGUACUUUUAUUGGCAAAAGCAAUAAAUGCUAA